AUGCCCGUGAACGCAGCAAUAAUGACGGGUGAGUUUGGAAUACCAGCGAGUCAACCGGGGGAGCUUAAUAUAAAUGACGAGGUGUUCUUGCGCCAGAAUGAGUAUGAUUUGAUAGGCUCAGAGGUUAUGGGAGAGGAAAACAUGGGUGUAUUUGAGGAAUUGGCUAGUAAUAUAUCGUCGAGGUCAUCGUUGGCGAACAUGCCGGUGGGCCAGACGACGUAUUCGACCACUAAUACGACGCCUGAGUUGUCAUCACCACCCAAGCUGCAUCCGGUAUCAAGACUGUCGUUCAGCUUGCCCAUUGACCAAUUGAACCUAUUAUCUUUGAAGUCGAUGUCGUCGACGCAGUCGUCGAAAUCACCUUCGCCCGAAUACAACCUCUACAGCGUCAUACGAGAAAAUCCAGAAGAAGAGAAGACAAUCAACCCAAGACAAUUGUUCAGCGAAGAUAUAGACAUUGGGGCGGCAUCUGCGUCAGCAGCAUCGGCUCCCACGGACAAACGCACAGACGAGACCGAAGGCACAAGUGCCAGAGGAUACAUAUUGCCAUCUUCAUCGUCUCCAUCGCUAUCAACAUUGUUUGACGGCACGCAACGGGCAUCAUACCCCAAGGCGAAAUCACACUCGAUAUCAAUGGGAUCAGAUAUUACCGCAUCGAAGAAGUUUGACUUCAUAAUGAAUAACGAGUGCUUCAACGCCAUUCUGUACUGGAUCAACGAUACGUUACAAAACGUCAACUCGAAAAUGAACGACGACGACGAGGAAUUGGGAGGGGCUGAGGAAAUUAUGGUAAAUCCAACGGGCAUUAUCAAGUCCAACUACUACAAGAGGCGGAAUUCGAUUCAAUUGGUGACACCGUCGAGCUACAACCAGCACAAUUCGUUUGACGACGAAGCCAGGGUUCAGAAAAAGAAGAGAAGAAAGUCGUACAACCACGACUACGCCAAGUCAAUGACCAAACAGGAUACACCGGCUGCUUCCUCCGCCAAUAACCCCGAGCCCGUGGGCACAGUCCAUAAUAGACCCAACCCCGACACCAUCAAAGAACCACUGAACGACAACCGCAGCUUUUCCAAUGACGAAGACGAACAGGACAAGCCAUUCCCAUGCCCUGAUUGCGCUAAACAAUUCAAACGAUCCGAGCAUCUUAAGAGACAUAUAAGGUCGGUGCAUUCCAACAUACGUCCGUUCCACUGCAAGUACUGCGAGAAGAAGUUCAGCAGAAGUGACAAUCUCGCACAACACUUGAAGACUCACUACAAAGUCAACACCAAUGGAACAACGACCAUAAUCUAUGGCAACCCUAAUUUACACAAUAGAGGCGGUAGAAAGAAACACUCUGAUUGA
Molecule: messenger RNA, 1347 nt
Organism: Debaryomyces hansenii CBS767
Lineage: Eukaryota; Fungi; Ascomycota; Pichiomycetes; Serinales; Debaryomycetaceae
Product: C2H2-type zinc finger protein
Exons: 1
Coding region: 1-1347 (448 amino acids)
Biological process (GO): regulation of transcription by RNA polymerase II
Molecular function (GO): RNA polymerase II cis-regulatory region sequence-specific DNA binding; DNA-binding transcription factor activity, RNA polymerase II-specific
Source: RefSeq, a predicted model, not a curated record